AAUUUAUUUUUAACCUUUCAACAACAGCAGUAAUAGUGUUGUAGAGAGGGUGCACUUGAUUUUAGCUUUGCUUUCAAUAUGACGGCUGUCAAUGUUGCCCUGGUUCGUGAUACCAAGUGGCUGACUUUGGAAGUCUGUAGAGAAUAUCAGAGAGGAACCUGCUCUCGAGCUGAUGCAGAUUGCAAGUUUGCCCAUCCGCCAAGAGUUUGCCAUGUGGAAAAUGGUCGUGUGAUGGCUUGUUUUGAUUCUUUAAAGGGUCGGUGUGCUAGAGAGAACUGCAAGUACCUUCACCCUCCUCCGCAUUUAAAAACUCAGCUGGAAAUUAAUGGACGGAACAAUCUGAUUCAACAAAAGACUGCUGCAGCCAUGUUCGCCCAGCAGAUGCAGUUUAUGCUCCAAAAUGGUCAAAUGCCAUCACUUACUUCUUUUCCUGUGACUCCAUCCCUGGCAGCUAAUCCUGCCAUGGCUUUUAAUCCCUACUUACCUCAUCCUGGGAUGGGCCUGGUCCCUGCCGAACUUUUACCAAAUGCACCUGUGCUGAUUUCUGGAAACCCGCCUCUCCCACUGCCAGGAGCUCCUGGUCCAAAACCAAUGCGUUCAGAUAAACUGGAGGUUUGCCGUGAAUUUCAGCGCGGAAAUUGUACCCGUGGUGAGAACGAUUGCCGCUAUGCUCACCCUACAGAUGUUUCCAUGAUUGAGGCAAGUGAUAAUACCGUGACCAUCUGCAUGGAUUAUAUCAAAGGUCGAUGCUCCCGGGAGAAAUGCAAGUACUUUCAUCCUCCUGCGCACUUGCAAGCCAGACUCAAGGCAGCUCAUCACCAGAUGAACCAUUCAGCUGCCACUGCCAUGGCCCUGCAGCCCAGUGCACUUCAACUGAUACCAAAGAGAUCAGCACUUGAAAAGACCAAUGGUGCCACCCCGGUCUUUAAUCCCAGUGUUUUCCACUGCCAGCAGGCUAUGGCUAACCUGCAACUCCCGCAGCCGGCAUUUAUCCCUGCAGGGCCAAUACUGUGCAUGGUACCUGCUUCAAGUAUUGUGCCCAUGAUGCACGGUGCUACACCUACCACUGUGUCUGCAGCAACACCACCUGCCACCAGCGUUCCCUUCGCUGCAACAGCUACAAUCAAUCAGUUGAAAUUCUGAACAACAGAGUUAUGGAGUAUCAGAAUCUCUCCGUGAGAACCUCCAUAUGGCCUUUCUAUAUAUAUUCACGUAUGUCCUCUUCUACCAACACAACAAUAAGCAUGGUGCAGUCAAUAUAUUAAACAAAACAAACAUACCAGCCAACAAAUUCGAAUAAAAAACAAAGCAUCAAACAAUCAAUGGAGAUGUUAAAACACCAACAGAAAACUAACAACUACCAUCUAUCUAUCUUAUUUGAAUUAUUAGGUAGAACACCAUAACAUUUUGUAAUUUAUCACACUAUUCUUUGUGAUUUUCCAAUAACCAUUAUGCUGAGUGAAUCUCUACAGUGGACUGCUGGCUUAUUGUGCAUUCUUGGUGGAUAAAUGUUCGGUCUGUUUUGAAGUGUUACCUUACCGUUUUGUUUACACAGUAGUCGUCUGUUGGUUUGAUUCAGAAUGUAACAAAUAUAUCCAAUACCAUUUUCCCCAUUACUGUAUUGCAUUGUAUCGUAUUGUGGUGUGUUGUGUUAGGUUUUUACAUACUAUAGUGUUUUGCUGUAAUGUGUGGUGUUUGAUUUUAACUAAAAUGCUAUUAAUGGGAAACAGAAACACAUGUGCUUGAAAAACAUGGCAGGUUAAUGUUGAUAUGCUCUCUCUCUCUCUCUAGAAUAUUUCUGUAGGUUUCGUGAGGCAGACAUUUAAAAGGCCUCACUUUUGAGUGUGUCCAAAACCUGUUCAUAAACAUGCAUGUGUAUAAUUUGUACCUGUAGAUCUGACCUUGCAUAGUACAAUCACAUUACUAGAUUUUUUUGUGAGAGAGAAAUAAUUACCUGAAAAUAACAGGGAACUUCUUAAAACAUUAACCCGAAUUUCACUCCUUAAGUAGAUUGAAAAACUAGAAUUUACCUUUAAGUGAAUUUCUCAGCAUAUAUACUAAAAAUUAUGUAAAGUGCCCAUUACAUUUUUUGUGGCUCAAGGAUCCUGUCUUCUAGGUUGAGUGUCUAAAACUGAGCCAUUUGUCAUUUUCAGCUGAAAAAUUGGUUCUUGGAAGCUUAAAGGUAUUCUAAUGACAGGUUAUAAAUUAAGCAGAGAGAGGGGGGCUUGGAGCUAGUUUUUACAUAUUGGAGGAAAGUGUGUAAAAAACAUUGCAAUGUAACCUUUGAUACAAGUGCCACUUUAUGAAUGCAAAUGGCUCAUGCUCUUCAGACUACUCUUUGAAUAAUAAGUAAGAUGCAGUGUGGAAAAGUCAGUCAGGGUGAAGGAGAAUUGGUUCCAAGUGAGGCCUUUCCUCCCCAAAUGGACAGUCUCUUCUGUUCAUCACAGCUGGAGUCUGAGUAUAGAUUUGGAGAAAUGGCGGGACUGGGGAGGGAGGUAGGGAGCCGUUUGAAAUUACUCUUCGAUUUAUUUAAAAGUUCUAAGAAGGAUGUCCACAGUUGUCUUUAGCCUCAGCUCAGCUGAGUUUCCAGUUUUGUUAAACAUUUCAGUGAAGGAGCAAGUGCCUGUGAUAUAAUAUGUUAAGUGUUGCCCUUCCCAAACUUAAUUAACAGCAGAAUCUCUCAUAUCAUAA
Messenger RNA from Lipotes vexillifer (Yangtze River dolphin), 2691 nucleotides. It is a transcript of the gene MBNL3, whose product is annotated as muscleblind like splicing regulator 3. Lineage: Eukaryota; Metazoa; Chordata; Mammalia; Artiodactyla; Lipotidae. Gene Ontology annotation, biological process: regulation of RNA splicing. The transcript is spliced from 8 exons. The record is from RefSeq and is a predicted model, not a curated record. Gene Ontology annotation, molecular function: RNA binding; metal ion binding. Bases 79 to 1143 code for a protein of 354 amino acids. Gene Ontology annotation, cellular component: nucleoplasm; cytoplasm.